AUGCCUGGCAAGGUAGCAUCCAAGAAAGGCGAGAAGAAGGCGGCGGCCGUCAAGUCCAAGCCCACGGGGGAGAAGAAGAGGAGAAAGAACCGCAAAGAGAGCUAUUCCAUCUACAUCUACAAGGUCCUGAAGCAGGUUCACCCCGACACGGGCAUCUCCAGCAAGGCCAUGAGCAUCAUGAACUCGUUCGUCAACGACAUCUUCGAGCGGAUCGCCACCGAGGCUUCCCGACUGGCUCACUACAACAAGAAACACACGAUCACCAGCCGCGAGAUCCAGACGGCCGUCCGUCUCCACUUGCCCGGAGAACUGAGCAAGCACGCCGUCAGUGAAGGGACCAAGGCUGUGACCAAGUACACCAGCAGCAAGUAA
Geodia barretti is the source of this 372-nucleotide messenger RNA. The record is from the annotation of a GenBank genome assembly. NCBI's taxonomy places the organism in Eukaryota, Metazoa, Porifera, Demospongiae, Tetractinellida, Geodiidae.